This is a messenger RNA of Puccinia graminis f. sp. tritici CRL 75-36-700-3, 1095 nucleotides long. RefSeq lists its product as uncharacterized. Bases 1 to 1095 code for a protein of 364 amino acids. The record is from RefSeq and is a predicted model, not a curated record. Lineage: Eukaryota; Fungi; Basidiomycota; Pucciniomycetes; Pucciniales; Pucciniaceae. The transcript is spliced from 3 exons.
AUGAAGAUCGCCAUUCGACACCUACUCUUAGUAUUUUUGUCCUUGAUAGCCUCCGGUGCUUCCUUAGAUGACUUGCCACGAGUUACCAGGGAUUUUCUUUCUCGUUGUACUGGUACCACUGGCGGCGGCGUUACUACCCCACAAGACAUGGAUGGCAUAGAUUUGCAGGCAAAAUCUCCCACACUUCAAGGGACAGCUAAGGAGAUCGAUUUCAGCUCGAAUCUUACCAGUAGCCCUUACGGAGCUCGACAAAGAGGUGAUUUGCCAAGCUACAGUCCCCCGUUGCCCCCAGCUGAAUAUAAGGAGAAAGAUUCAUUCCCUGGUUAUCUUAUCGGGGAGGUUCCAAGGGGAUCGAGGCUUGUGCCUUCUAAAGCGCACAUCCGAAUCGCAGCAACUAGAAGAAAAAGAGAAGACAAAUGUUUUGUGCAAUCUGAGAUCUACCCUGAGGCCAAAAAACAGCUCAGAACGCUUGAUUUGUUGAAGGGAUUCGGACAGUAUACCCCGCCAGACCCCUCAGCCAGCCUUGAUGAGGUGUCAAGACAGGCUGGUUCCUUUCAUAGGGUGGCAGAAACUGAUGCGACUCAAUUUCAGAUAGAUAAUGAAAUAAACGUUGUUCCGAUUAAUCCUGUUCGUACAAACCAAGAACUCAUGAAGGCCCUUGAAAAUCAAAUCAAAAUCCCAGCUUUCAAAAGGACCCGAAAAGAUAAAACCUCUGUGCGAUCUUCAUUGUGUUCAACGUUCAACACGUAUCAAGACUUUGAUUUCCCUAGCAGAUCAGUCAGGGGUUCUACCUCAGAGAAGUUGGGGCUCAUACCAUUAAUGAACGGGCAGGAACCUGCUUCCCAUCAAAAAGACACUUUAAUUCGAGAAACCGACAGAAACCGACAAAUCCAUAGUCCUCUCGAAAGUACUGGAAACUUGAAAGCCAGUCCAACAACCACUGAUGAAUUAGCUCCUUAUCAAGUUGAGAUCGGUGUUGAAACCCUCAAAAAUCCCAGCAAAAUCAAUGCCCUCACCAGUCAAGCUGCAAGUACUCGCGAUGAUCGGUUUCUAAGGCUUGAAUUUACUCUACAAGUACCCUACAAUGAACCCUAG